This is a messenger RNA of Symbiodinium natans, 3423 nucleotides long. NCBI's taxonomy places the organism in Eukaryota, Dinophyceae, Suessiales, Symbiodiniaceae. The record is from the annotation of a GenBank genome assembly.
AUGUCACUGGAACCCAGUUUGCCGUGGCAGCCACAGAGGCCUAGCCCAGGCAUGCUGGCCCGCAGUGAGGAUCGGCCACCACACCAUGGGGAGUUUUGGGUGGCGGCCAGGAAUGUCAGCAUCUUCGGCCUAGCGCUGUGCGCCUACUGCCUCACCAGGUCAAGGAGAGUGGGGACCAGGAGGCCCUCGCAGAGCAUCAAGCGGCUCCGCAGCUCGGGCUGCUGCCGCAGCCGGCCGAGGAGGGCCCAGGGCGAGCAGGAGGACAAAGUGGAGAAGAUGCAGGUGAAAGAGGGGAGCAUCUACGCACUGCUUUUGGUCUCCUGCUUCAGCCUGCUAGGCUUUACGAUGCCGUCGCCGGCACUUCCAGAGAUCAGGAACAGAUUCGUUCUGCCUGAUUGGGAGACGGGGCUGGUUGCCGCGUCCAUGUCGUUGGGGAUGUUGGCUGCUGUUUGGUUCUGGCCGACCCGGAGCGAUGCCUGGGGACGUACCAGAGUUCUGAAGCUCUCCAUGUCCAUCACAGCCCUGUGUUUUCUGGUUCAGGCUGGUUUUCUUGGGAUGGAGUGGUUCCACGCCUUCCUCUUCAUGAGACUGGUGACGGGCUGCUUCGCGGGCUGCAACCCGAUUUUCAAAGCCUACUUGGCUGACGUUGUCCCAGCCUCUGAACUUCCACGCUUCAUGGUUUGGCGGGAGGCCUCCGCCACCUUUGCGUUUAUUGUCGGGCCACUGCUGGGAGGUCAGAUGACGGCACGGCUUGGUAUUGCAGGACCCUUUAUUGCGACGUUCUUUGCCCACUUGCUCGGCGCUGUGAUCUGCACAAAAUUUGUGGAAGAGUCCCCGGUGCGUACAGAGCGCACUGAGAAAGUGGAGGAGUCCAAUAAUUCAGAAAGCGACAAGUGGCCCCUGCUGGUGACCAAGGUCUUUGUUAUGUCCUUCUUCUAUGUGGUGAGCCAGACUUGCUUCUCGUUCUUCACCCCACUUCUGCUCCACGACGGAUUUGGUUUCGGAGCGCCGGCGAUAGGGGGAUUCCUGACCUUGGUCAGUUCGGGGGUGCUUGCUUGUCAGUUGGUCUGCUACAAGCCGCUGGAGCGACGGUUAGGCUUGGAGCGCACAGGGGCAGUUGGAGCCCUGACGAUUCUAGUGGGUCUCAUGCUCAUGGGCAUUCCUGUCGAGCAGCCUUACUUGUUGACUCUUGGCGGGGCCUGCUACGCAUUUGGGUCGGCGACCUUCCCUGCGACGGUGCCCACUCUCUUGGCAAAGUCUGUGAGCAAAGACCAGCGCGGAAAGGUUUUGGGGAGGGAUUCCCUCAUCAACAAUGUCGGCAGAGUUAUCACACCUCUUGGUCUUGCAUACCUCUAUGGCAAGUCUCGCUUCCUGUGCUUCGGUGCCGGAGCCUGCGCGAAGUCUCCGUAUCCCAGCAUAAAACUGCUAAGGGCCUGGCUCUUCGCCAGACUGGCUCCCUUUUGCGGAGCCUUCAGCUUCUUCAUGAAGCGGGCCCAGAUGGAAGGUGCAGACGGAUCGCCUGAAGGUCCUCCCAGUUCUCGCCGCUACUGCGAGAUCUCAAGAGCGAGGAUGGGCACAAACAGCUCCUGGCUCUCACAGAGCUUGCAGAGUUCAGAAGAGGCCUUGAUCUCCUUUCCCAUGGAGACGUUUAUCCCCCUUCUCAUCAACCUGCUGGGAAAUCCUGGCAAUGGUGAUGAGACAACGGCGCAGGUCAUGCUGCUGGCAUGUCGCUGCCUCUUCAACGUGGUCGACAUUCUGCCUCCGACUGCGAGGAUCAUUGUCGGUCAUGGGGGGCUCUCCGUGCUCUGUGCAAAUCUCUUGAACAUUGAGUACAUAGACGUCGCUGAGCUCACAGUUUCCAUCAUUGAGCUCAUUUCAGAGGAUCAGCCCCUGCAAGUGCUGAAAGCCGGGGGUCUCGAAGCCAUCCUCUCCUUCCUGGACUUCUUCCAGAUCUCUGUGCAGCGGCAGGCUGCAAAUGCUGCAGCCGCCAUGCUCCGUGCAGUUCCACCACCAGAUGUGUUCAACCAGCAAGUGAAGCCUGCGUUGCCAACGCUUGCGCAACUGCUCGACCCCAUGUUCUUUACUCCAUUUGUGAAGGGUGGCGACGGGUCAUUGAUGGCUGCAUCGCUGCGCACGAGCGCCCCAAGCAAGAGUCCUCCAAUGCAGGUGCUGGCGCAUCGCUCGUGUCGCGCUUUGCAGCGCAAGCGCGGCUACGCUUCUGGUUGUGCAAAUGCUGUUUGGGUAGAGUUUCAGUUCGAACUGGAAAUUUGGAGCCAGGCCCUGACCACUGUGGUCGUGGAACGAAGCUUCGGCUCCGAGGGAGCCAAGAGGGAAGCUACCGAGGAGGAGGAAGAUGAUGACGAUGAUGAAGACGAGGAGGACGUGCUUCCUCCCGCACCACCAGCCGGGGACCCAGGACACAAUGCCCUCAGCUGUUGUGACUGUAGCUUGUGCAUCCAAUUCCUACGGCAGACAUUUUGGCAGGACAUGAUUCCCAGUAGCGUGCUGAGCAACCUGUUGCUGCUGUUGGGCAACGGCAUCUCCUCGCCAACGCCGCAGACCUCCGUAGUCGUGGCUGAGGCAGAGGGAGCCCGCAAGGUUGCGCGAAGGGCAACGGAAGCGAAGCUUCGAGCCAUGGAGAGCCUCAGAGCCUCGCCUUGGCAGGUGCUUUACAUUCUGUCCGUUCUGACGAACUACUCGCACAACUUCACAGAGGAAGUCUUGAAGCAGGACAUCUGCGGCCUGCUCGGCAUGAUGGUGUUAGGCAUGGAUGUGGUUGGAUCCGGAGUGGGCUCGGCUCAGGGCAGCUCGUUGCUGAUCCGGGUACUGGCGCUGGUUGCCUCUGUUAUGCCAGCCGUCCUGCUGACGGAGUCGGGAUGUGUGUGCGAGGAACGUCGGCUUGUGGUAUUCCGGCAAAAUCCGGAGUUCCUUGAUGUCGAUGCCCCAAAUGCACCUGCACAGUCCAUCAGUUAUCUGUUGCAUUCAGUGCCUGUGCUGGCAACUUGCGAGUCCUUGUAUGGCCCGGACCCGAGAUCUUGCCAGGCCUUAAGCAAGACCUUCCUCCCGAUGCUGAUCGACAUCUGCCAGGUCUCCCGUCUCAUCGCCUUUUCGCGCUCGUUUCUGACUCUCUCUGAGUGCUGGCAGGCCUCCAUGGAUCCAGCUGUGCAGUCUGUUUGCAUCUCGCUGCUGCUGACCUUUGCUCUUGCCAGCACGUUGCUGCGGAAAAACUUGGAGCCCGUCCAGUUGGCGAGCUUCCUGGCGAGCCUGCUGUUAACAGAGCCAUCGACAUCAGUGACUCUCUCGUGCCUGCUGAUUGGGGAGCAGACCCUGCGGCACCACUACGGUGCCUAUGCGCUGCACUUCAUCCGUCAGGGCGUUCGCCAUGCCAUUGCUAAUCAGGCAAUCGGGUUCGCUGUUCACUGA